AGGAAGUCUGUUGUCAAAUUCGAUAAUUAGUUUUUAAUGGGAAUUCCUGACUUUCAUUCAUUACAUAAUAGGUUUUCCUUCAUGAUUCCUUUGUUAUAUGAGUAUCAUCUUCCUUAAUAAACGUUGAGUUUAACUAAUUUUUUUCAUUUUUUGGAACUUUUACGCUUGUCAGAAGGGAAGAGCUCACUCGUCAGAAUUGAUUUUUUUAUUGAACACACUGGAAGUAUGGGCAAGAAGCUGAGUCGUUCCAUCUACACAAAAUUUUUCAUCUGUCUGUUUGCCUCAGUGCUGGCACUGAUUAUACUGGCUGUGAUAGUUCUGGUAUGGCCUGAGAAGACACUGCAGGAGGUGGGCGCAGACAAGUUCAAGUCUGUGAGGCUUCCUACAGGUCCACCAAUAGAUAUCCGCAAUGACAGUCCAUUGGCUGAUGAGAGGGAUGAAUUGUGUACUUUUCACAAAUGUUUCAAUGUGUAUGAGUGUGGAUACAAUGAUCAGACAAAAAUAAGUGUCUAUGUUUACCCCAUACAGCAGUUCCUUGAUGAGUCUGGAGCAUCAAUGUUGUUGUCUAUAUCCAAGGAAUUCUAUGAGGUACUGUCAGCCAUCAUGGAGAGUCCAUUCUACACCAGUGACCCCACCAAAUGUUGUCUGUAUGUACCAUCUAUAGACCUACUCAACCAGAACAAACUCCGGUUGAAGGAGACCAGUCAAGCUCUUGCCGCAUUGAAAUGGUGGGGAGAUGGUGCCAACCAUUUACUAAUGAACAUGUUGCCAGGCAGUGUGCCAGAAUAUAACAAUGUGAUAGAUAUCAAUGUUGGUAAAGCAGUAAUUGCUGGUGGUGGGUUUUCAUCGUGGACAUACAGACGAACAUAUGAUGUCUCUAUACCAGUCUACAACCCUCUAACUGCCAACAUCUAUUUACCAGAGAAAUCUUACUUAGAAGUGCGGCAGUGGUUGUUGGUGUCCACACAGACAGGUUUACAUCAGGAGUAUAAAGAGGUUCUGGUAGGAUUGGACAAGUCUCAGUUUUUGCUUGUAGAUAAGUGUCCUACCUCAGACAGUAACUGGGACUUUACAAAGAGGUGCCAGGACACUUUGACAUUCCAGUAUCCACAAGUUCUCCAGGAAUCAACCUUUUGCCUAGUUCUACGUGGUUCCAGACUGGGUCAGACAGCGCUGUAUGAUGCCAUGAAGGCGGGCUGUAUCCCAGUUGUAGUUGCUGACAGUUAUGUGAUGCCAUUCUCUGAAGUCCUGGACUGGAAAAGGGCAGCUGUAACAGUAAGAGAAGAUGACCUUGGAGAUGUUGUUAAAAUUCUGCAGUCAUUUAGCACAGAACGUAUCUAUGAAAUGAGACAGCAGGUCCACUUCUUCUUCAACAAAUAUUUCCGCACCAUGAAGGAUAUAACACUAACUACACUACAGAUCAUCAAUGAUAGGGUGUUCCCCUAUGCUGGCAGAAAGUACGAGGAAUGGAAUGACUUCCCAAGAAUGGGAACAUCUAGAAAUCCACUGUUCCUUCCUCUAAUGCCACCUAGCAGUCAAGGUUUUACAGCAGUGAUACUAACAUAUGACAGACUGGAAUCACUGUUUGAUGUCAUACUGCAGGUAGCAAAGGUGCCCAGUCUAGCCAAGAUCAUUGUAGUGUGGAACAACCAGGAAAAAACACCACCUCAUGAGUCUGCCUGGCCAAAUUCUGGAAAACCUCUGAAGGUGAUUCAGACAUCUGAGAAUAAACUGAGUAAUAGAUUUAAGGCAUACAAGGAGAUAGAGACAGAAUGUAUCCUAGCGCUAGAUGAUGAUAUUGUUAUGCUGACAGCUGAUGAAUUACAGUUUGGAUUUGAGGUAUGGCGUGAGUUCCCGGAUCGUUUAGUUGGAUUUCCAUCUAGAGUUCACCUGUGGGAUAAUACCACAGGAAAAUGGAGAUACGAAUCUGAAUGGACAAAUUCUAUAUCCAUGGUUCUCACUGGAGCUGCUUUCUAUCACAAGUAUUUCAGCUAUCUGUAUACAUCCAACAUGCCUGGCAAUAUAAAGUCCUGGGUAGAUGAACACAUGAACUGUGAAGACAUUGCAAUGAACUUCCUUAUCUCAAACGUUACCGGCAAAGCACCUAUUAAAGUUACGCCAAGAAAGAAGUUCAAAUGUCCUGAAUGUAUCAAUACAGAGAUGUUGUCAGCAGAUAUCACACACAUGGUAGAGAGAUCAGAAUGUAUAAACCAGUUUACAAGUGUUUAUCAGUCCAUGCCAUUAAAAUCUGUGGAAUUUCGUGCUGAUCCAGUGCUAUACAAAGAUAAUUUUAAUAUUGAAUUAAAGAAAUUUAAUGAUAUAGGAAGUUUAUAGAUCUGAGAAAUUAGAAUAUUGAAUAUCAGUGAACAUGUGAUUGCAAUUCUGAUAACCUUGUUUCUCUGAAAAAGUCAUUGAUAACUUAACGCUUUUUCUGGAUGUUACAUACUACAUGUGAGUGCAAUUAAAUAAUGUGCAAAUGAGUAUUAUGUGACCGUGACAGGCUGUCUUGUAUUAUUAAUUUGUUAUAAAAAAGGGUAAAAAUUGACAGAAUUAUAACUUUCUGGCUGCAGUUCGUUCGCAUUUUAUUAAAUUUUUAGUUUUAUGAUUAUUUAAAAAAAAAAAAAAGAUCAUAUUAUAUUUCUACCAUAUUCUCAGAGAGUCAAACAUGUUAUCAGAAAUGCAUUUUACUUGUUACACAGUCCAGUAUUCAUGAAUGAUUUAAGCCGGAAAUUUAGACUAAAGAAUUGUUUGUUGCAAUUUCAUAGGGAUGACACUUAGCUGAGCUGUCUAUAUCUAUAAAGUUUUAUCACAAUAUGUCAAGGGCUGAGCACGGAACUACAGUAUCAUGUUCUUUAUUUCUAUACAUUUACAAUACUUUGCACACAGCCCUCAGUGUGUUUUAAUGUUUAAAACUACUUGCCCACAGUUUUGGAGAAACUGUUCAACAUGUUCAUUUCCAGCAAGUUUGGCUUGGAAUGUAUAUAAGACACUGAAAAAUGAUGAAGUGGGUGAAAAUGAUAGUUAGAUAUGGGUAAAAUGCAAGAAGAAUGUAAAUUUUCUACAUUAUUUCAAAAACGUUGCAAUGGUUUACUACCUUCUGCACAAUAUUUUAGUUAUUUAUAAGAAUAUCUUGCAAAAAUCUUAUGUUAAUAAGUUUGUGUUACUAGUCACUUUCAGAGCACUCACCUUUUCUGGAUUUUUGAGAGAAAUUAUAUAAUGACAGACCAAAAAAAAAAAAAUUGAAGUCUAAGCCUCAGGUUUUAAACAUUGAUGAAUAUGGACCACGUUGCCAUAGAAACCAUGGGAUACAAAGCAAAUUGUGAUACAUGGACUUUAAAAGACUUUGUUUUACACAGUUCAUUUUCAGAUUUACCAAUCAUCCAUUUGUUUGUGUUAUUUGUACAAAGGCCAGUAUUAUAUUUUGUACUUCGCUUUAAUUUUAUUAUUUAUCUGCUGUGUUAUAGCCUAACUUGUGAUCUGUAUGAAACUGUUUUGAAAGGCUAGUACCUUGUAUUUUAGGCUAUGUGUGUAUUAGUUUAUACAUGUAUACAAGUGAUUAAGAAGAUCUUUUGUUUGCUUGACAGCUUUUGUGAUAAGUUCAUUGUGUGACCAGAUAUAAUCGCAGGGUAUUUCUUUGAAUAUUUUAAGGGCACUGACUUCCAGAUUGUACGAUAACAAAAAGGAAAAUUUUUAGAUAUCAGAAAGUUAUUGCUAUAUUUCUUAAGAAGGUUUUGAAAGUUAGUAUUUGACAGAUUAUGUAUUAUGAAAACACAUAAGAAUUAGUUGUUUUUACUAAUUUUUCAAAACUGAAAAGCAUUUGUAACGGGGCACUGGAGGUAAACUGCUUUAAUUAUAAAGUUUUAUGUUUGAUGACAGGUAAAUACAUAUUCCUCUGUGGUGUACUGGAAAAAUUUUAUUGCUACAGUGGUCGGAGUUUGAUUCCCAACGUAGGCAUGUUUUUGUUUCUUGAUUCGGUAUUUUUUUAGAUAGUUUAGGAGCAAAAACUCAUGUUCUAAUGUUCAUAAUAUGACCAAACUUCAAUUUUUAAGAAAGGUCAUUAUUGGCCAAAAUCUGGAGGUCAGUGUCUUUAAGAUGCUCACCUGCACAAAAUCUGGAGGUCAGUGUCUUUAAGAUGCUCACCUGCACAAACUAUGUGUUUAUAAUGCCUAUAUGUAAUAUUGCAUCUCUGCUGUAAACUUACUGACAGCAAUGAAUGUUUCUAAAAUGUCCAUUUAGGAUAGUUAAGACAUGUCAUUUCAUGCUAGAUUUGAAAUUGAACAUUGAAAAUUCCUAUGAUAUCCUUUCAGUAGCCGUAUCAUAUUGAAAUGUAUUAGUGUCUGAUGGCUCUUUCAUGCUUAGUAAACGAAAUUCAUUUUGAAAAUAUUUCUGAAAUGUCUAGGUCUACAGCUCUCAAAUAUGGAAAUAUCUGUUAUCCAAUGCUGACACAUUCUGACAACAUCAAAAAGGACCUUUUCAACAAUUUCCAAGUUCCAAAAAUCUGCAUAUACCCUUUCUCCAUUACGGACCCCUGUGGGAUUUGUGUUUUUCCCAAGUGCAAAUAUUUUUUCGUAGUUGAAAAGCUGACCGAAGGUAUUUUCAUAUCGUAAGAAAGUACUGAAAAUUGACUCCCCAUUAAAAAAAAAUGUACACAUGCAUACAUUUAGAAGGGAUGACACCUGCACUUGAACCCUGACUAUAGACCAAUGCAAAUGCGGCUUGUUUUCAAAUUUAGCCUGUGUACUUUCAUUUUCUUUACUCUUGGGAAAAGCUGAAGGUCGUCUGUUGUCAUUUUCUGUGUUGUCAGAAACAUGUUGUAUGCCUGGUGAGAUUGUAUAAAAAAACGUGCCGGCCCUCCUAAGGAUAUAUUGUAACUGCAGACUUAGCAUUAUUUGUAAAACUGCACAACGUCAGCCCUUGCUAGCUUCAAAAUGGACACUCAUACAUUUAUGGACAUGAAAAUCUUAAUUUACUAAACUUUUUUGAAGCCAGGGAGUUUUCUUUGCAGUAAUUGAGCUAUUAAUGGUGUUUGUAUUGUUACCUAAAUCACAAUGCCAAUGUCAACGCAAUAAGGGCGUAUCUACAUAUAAUAAUCACAUGUAGAUAUGCCCUUAUUGCGUUGAACCCUCGAACAGCUUUAAAUGCCAAGUGGGGACUGUAAAAAUUCUCCCCAUUCUUAGUCACAGUGUUGUUACAUUUUGUUGUCCAUUGGAAUCUAGAAGUCCAUUCAGUUUUACUAUAAAAAAGUUCUAUUUAUGGCCUGGCAUCUGUGAAGUUUUGUCAGUAGCAGUGAAGUUUGAACCAGCAAGCUUAGCCCUUACCAUGCUGGACACGAUUGAUUUUGCCUUUGCGACCAGUGUAGAUCAUGGUCAGCCUAACCAUCUGUGCAGUCUGAUCAAGAUCUGCACUGUUCGCCAUUCAGUCAAUAUGUUUUUGUUAAGCACCCCUUUUAACAGUUAUUGGUACUGUCCAAAUUGAAAGGUGAACAAGUUCAUUAUAGAAAUUUAGCAGGGUAAGGGUUACUGAAUACUGCAAGCCUCCAGAUUUAUGUCAUAUUUGUUUCAAAAUUUCCUUGUGUUUGUAAUUUGAGAAAAAAAUCUUGUAAAGAGAUUCCGUCUAUUCCGUCUAUGGUAACAUUAUGUCAAUAAAAAUGUAGAAAUUCUCAAUAGUGGCAGUCAAGCUAUUGAAAUUUGUUACGAGAAAGAAAAGUUAAACUGCAUUUUACCAAUCUUUGUAUUUACUAUUAAAUUAUAUAUUUUAACAAUGCUGUAUAUCAUUUUAAAUUCUAAUAUCAUUUGUUUUGAAUUUCUUUAUGUCCAUUUGUGUUCAGAAUUUAAGAUUUUUAUCACUACAUAAAUAAUUUAUCCACGAGUGAAAUUUUGCUAAGCUGUUAAUAUGGCCACUUCACUGACAAACUCACAAAUACAUUUAGAGCGAUGUUUUAAAGCAUUUGGUUACCUUUGUAAUGAAUUUUGUGGCUUUGAUUGGUAUCUGAUGAGCAGAAUCAAGUUUAGCAUUGAAUUUUUUUUUUUCAAAACUGACAUUUGCUUUGAAAUGAAUACCUUAUUAUUUGUAUUAGUUGCAUUAUUAACAAAAAGUCAAAGAAUAAGUCUUGUUUGACCAGUAUAUACAAUCAUGCCUGUUUUUCAAAUUUUAUAUUUGUAUCUUCCGUUUAUAGGGCUUGUGUAAAGUAACUUUGAUUUUCAUCCCUGCCACAGCAGAUUUGUGUCAUCUUGUAGCUACAUCAACCAACUGGUCAUUGCAUUCUGCUUCAUUCUAUGUUAAAUCAAAGCUUUAUUUCACAGUAGACUUGCCAUUUUUAGCUCACCUGAGCAAAAGGCUCAUGGUGAGCUUUUGUGACGGCUCAAUGUCCGUCGUCCGUCGUGUGUCCGUCAACAUUUUCUAAAAUAAUCUUCUUCCUGAAAACCACUUGGCAGAAUUACACCAAACUUCACAGGAAUGAUCCUUGGGUGGCCCCCUUUCAACAUUUUUCAAAGAAUUGAAUUCCAUGCUGAACUCUGGCUGCCAUGGCAACCGAAAGAAAAACUUUAAAAAUCAUCUUGUCCAAAACCACAGGGCCUAGGACUUUCAUAUCUGGUGUGUAGCAUCAUCUAGUGGUCCUCUACCAAAAUUGUUCAAAUUAUCCCCCUAGGGUCAAAUAUGGCCCCGACAAGGGGGUCACAUGGUUUAUAUAGACUUAUAUAGAGAGAACUUUGAAAAUCUUCUUGUACAAAACCACAUGGCCUAGGGAUUUGAUAUAUGGUAUGUAGCAUCAUCUAGUGGUCCUCUACCAAGAUUGUUCAAAUUAUCCCCCUAAGAUCAAAUAUGGCCCCACCCCGGUCCCAAGUUUUACAUAGACUUAUAUAGGAAAACAAGUUUAAAAUCUUCUUGUCUGAAACCACAACACUUAGACCUUUGAUAUUCCGUUUGUAGCAUUGUCUUAUGGUCCUCAACCAAAAUUGUUCAAAUUGUACCCCUGGGGUGAAAAGAGGCCCUGGGGAUCCCAAGUUUUAUAUAGACUUAUAUAGGAAAAAACUUUAAAAAUCUUCUUGACUGAAACCGUACGACCUAGGCUUUUGGUAUUUGGUAUGAUGCAUUGUCUAGUAGUCCUCUGCCAAAAUUGUUCAAAUUAUGCCCCUGGGGUUAAAAGAGGCUCCGCCCUGGGGUCACUUAGUUAUUAUGUGAGUUAUAUAGGAAAAAAUACUUAAAAAUUCACUUGAUCCUAUUUCCAAGACUGUUUAAUUAUAAUUACCUGAUUACCCAAAGCAAUAUGAUGUCACUUGAUUGACCUUGACCUACUGACCUACUAUCUUGUUUUUAAAGGUACAGCCUUGAAAUUUUAAUGAUAUACACAGUUUUGCAUACCAGUCGUAAAACUGAAUUUCAUUGACCAUGAAUGUGACCUUUUGGAACAUGUAGCUCAUAUUACUCAGGUGAACAAUCCAGGGUCAUCAUUACCCUCUUGUUAUAGAUAUUUUUAGUGAACAUGAGCUAAGCUCUUACAUUCACCUUUUUAUCAGUGAGUUGUAUACAUGUUUGAUCAAUUAUUUACAUGGAUAUAAUCCAGUAUUUGAAAGAAGUGUUCUGAGUAAGUGUGCUUUAUAUUUUACUUUUAUGUUGAUAAACACUUCAUACUCUGUAUAGAGUCUUUCCUUUUCAUUGUUUCUAGAUAUGUUUCAACACCAUUUACUAGGAGAAACACAUCAUAUGUCUGUCAGUCUGUGUAUCAAUGUGUUUUAGUGUCUGUGACAAUAAUGGAAUUCUUAGACUGAGAAAUUAUCUUAGAAAGACCCGAGUCCAAAUCGCAUAAUUCCAAAGCAGGAGCACUUUUUUUAGAAAAAAAAAACAAACUGUAAAAUACAUUAAAAGCUGCUAAAGUUAAAAGUUGGUACCUUUGACUAAUUAAAAAUUAUUUUUCGUUUUGCCUUUAUGCAGGGAGGGGCCCUGUCUGAACUUUAAAAAUUGCUUUUUAUAUUCUGAAAGACUCACAGGAGGUAAUAAUUGAUUGUUAUAAACUGGUUUCAUCCAGAACUGUGUAUCAGUUGUUAAAUUUCGACAUUGCAUUUUCUGUCGAUUGUUUUGUGCUAUCUCUUUGUAUAUACAUUAAUAUUUUGUUUCCAAUUUUUGUACUUCAGAAAUAAUGAUAAUAAAACUUUUUCACAGAG
Messenger RNA from Mercenaria mercenaria, 8162 nucleotides. RefSeq names its product exostosin-2-like. Gene Ontology annotation, cellular component: membrane. Gene Ontology annotation, molecular function: glycosyltransferase activity. NCBI's taxonomy places the organism in Eukaryota, Metazoa, Mollusca, Bivalvia, Venerida, Veneridae. The transcript has 12 exons. The coding region runs from base 226 to 2334 and encodes 702 amino acids. The record is from RefSeq and is a predicted model, not a curated record.